GUCCGGGUUUUUUUUCCAUUCAAGUUUUCCUGCUUUCUUUUUUUUAUAUUUUUUCCUGCCAGAGCUUGGGCCGGUAUAUUUAUUCAAGUACCUCUUUUUUUUCCCUUUUCUUUCUUGCUAUUGUUUUCAUUGCCAUGGUUGCUUGUUCCACCACGGACUGGAUCCCGUCUGCUGAUGCAAGUCAUCAUGUAUUUUCUCUGCCUUUGGAAAAACCUGCCACGGAUGAACGAGAAUAUCGUCUACUCCGACUCGCCAACCAGUUGGAAGUUUUGCUUAUCAGUGAUCCAGACACCGAUCGUGCCAGUGCCGCACUCGAUGUUCACGUUGGUAACCUAAGUGAUCCCGACCAAUUGCAAGGAUUAGCCCACUUUUGUGAACAUUUACUGUUUAUGGGGACCAAGAAAUAUCCCAAAGAGAACGAUUACUAUUCGUACCUCUCCGAACACUCCGGAUACGCGAAUGCUUCGACCGGAACAGAGAAUACCAACUAUUACUUUGAAGUGGGACAUCAAUGGCUGGAAGGUGCAUUGGAUAGAUUUGCCCAUUUUUUCAUUGAUCCGCUGUUCUCCGACAGUUGCACCGAACGUGAACUGCGCGCGGUGGAUUCAGAGCAUAAAAAGAAUCUGCAGUCCGACUGUUGGCGUAUUGCGCAAGUGGAAAAGACGUUGAGCAACCCGAACCAUCCCUGGCGUCAUUUCGAAACGGGCAAUCUCGAGACUUUGAUGGAAAAUCCCAAACGAUUGGGCGUCGAUAUUCGAGAAGAACUUUUGAAAUUCCAUGAAACCUACUAUUCAGCCAAUAUCAUGAAGCUGUGCGUGCUCGGCCAAGAAUCACUUGAUCAACUAACAACAUGGGUUGUUGAUAAGUUUUCAGCCGUCAAGAACAUGAAUAUCCCCAUUCCUCGCUUUGAUGGCCAUCCACUCACUGAAAAGGAAGUCAUGUCACAAAUAUUUGUCAAAUCCGUCAAGCACAAUCGUACAUUGGACAUCACCUUCCCAUUUCCGGAUCAAUCUUCCUAUUAUGAGAGUCAGCCAGCGCAUUAUAUUUCGCAUUUGAUUGGUCAUGAAGGUCCAGGUUCUAUUCUUUCAUUUCUCAAAAAGAAAGGCUGGGCUACCUUUUUGUGCUCAGGAACAUGUUGGGGGGCUGUCGGAUUCGAUUUCUUUCAUGUGAGUGCCGAUCUUACGGAGGAUGGUUUAGAACAUUACGAGGAUGUCGUGGUAGCGAUAUUCCAGUACAUCGAAAUGUUGAAAAAGUGCGGUGUACAGAAAUGGAUUUUUGAUGAAGUGCAAUCGUUGGCGGCCAUUGAGUUCAAAUUCAGCGAGAAAUAUCCACCUUCGCAGUACACUUCCAUGCUCACGAAUCAGAUGCAGGAAGGAUUACCACCUCAAUGGACAUUGAGCAGCCCCGGUCUGCUGCGAAAAUACGAUCCCCAGUUGAUCCAUGACCACAUCGCACUGUUAAGACCAGAUAAUUUUCGCUUGACCUUGGCUAGUCAAGAGUUUCCCAAUGGGAUCAAAUGUACUCAGGUGGAACGGUGGUACGGUACCGAAUAUGAAGUGUUACCUGUGAGCGCUCAUCUUAAAGAGGUGUUAGGCAACUUAUCAGCCAACGAUGCAUUCAAACUGCCUCUUACCAAUGAAUUUAUCCCCACGCAACUGGAGGUGCCUCGAUUGUCGAUCCAGGAGAAACAGAGGAAACCUAAUCUGAUUCAGGAAACCCCGACACUGCGUCUAUGGCACAAACAGGACGAUACUUUCUGGAUGCCGAAAACCAAUGUGUGGAUUCUUUUCCGAAAUUCGCUGGCUUACGCUACACCUCGCAAUGCCGUCAUCACAACCAUGUUUGUCAAUUUACUCGCCGAUUCUCUGACCGAAUAUUCAUAUAAUGCCGAAGUGGCCGGUCUCUCGUAUUACCUAUGUCAAGACACGAAUGGUGUGCUGUUGACCAUUGGAGGCUACAGUGAUAAACUAGCUGUUCUGUUGGAAAAAGUCGUCCAACGUAUGAAAGAGCUUUCCAUUGAACCGGACCGGUUUGAUGUGGUCAAGGAUCAGACAAAACGGAAUUAUCAAAACUUUUUCCUGGAGCCACCGUUCCAACAUGUGGCGUACUAUUUGUCUUAUACGAUCAAGGAAAAGAUGUGGAAAUACGAUGACUUGGCGGCCGAAUUGGAGGAAAUCACGCCAAACGAUGUGAUGACGUUUGCUUCCGAUAUUCUUUCGCAUUUGCAUAUUGAGGGAUUGGUACACGGUACAUUGACGGAGGAAGAAGCCACGAGUAUGUUCCGUAUGGUGGAAACCAUCCUUUCACCGCGUCCCCUGAUGCCCAGUCAGUUUAUUAGCCAUCGCAGUCUCGUGCUUCCGGAAGGGUCUUCGUUUGUGUACCAGUUGGCGGUGCAGGAUCCCGAUGAUGUGAAUUCGGCCAUUGAAUACUAUUGUCAAAUUUGCGAUGUGACCGAUAUCGCGCGUCGCGCAUGUCUCAGUCUGGUGGCGCAAAUUGCUCAGGAACCUUGCUUUAACCAGUUACGAACGCGGGAACAGCUAGGAUAUAUCGUGUUUAGUGGCAUCCGACGACACACCGGCACCAUGGGUCUCCGAUUCAUUAUUCAGAGUGAGAAGGAUACCGUGUACCUGGAGAAUCGCGUGGAAGAGUUCCUUGACACGUUGCGUGACACCAUUGCCAAGAUGAGCGAGACCGAUUACAAGUCGCAGGUGAACUCCCUAAUCGACGAUAAGAAGGAGAAAUUCAAAAACAUGGGUCAAGAAGGAGCCAAGUAUUGGAGCGACAUCGAAUCGGGGUACUAUGAGUUUGACGAUGUGGAGAAGGACGUGGCCGAACUGACAUACAUCGACAAGGAAUUGCUGCUAGCAUUCUACGACGACUAUAUCCAUCCUUCGUCCCCAAAGUUCCGCAAAUUAUCAAUUCACAUGCAAUCGCAAAAAUUGCCUCCGGCGACAAAACCUAAAUUCAACGUGGAAUCAUUGCAUACGUGCAUGACAUCCCAGGGAAUCCACAGCAAACUAUCACUGGAAGAGUUGAAGAAAGCGGUGGAUAAAGAUCUUUACGCGGGAUUGCCCAAUGACGUUAUUCUUCAAAAGUUACUGACUGACGAACUCAAAGCCAAUGAAGACGAUAUCGAAGCCGUCAUGAAGAGAAUGGCCGUGGACGCGGGACUUGAAAAGGAUAAAGAAACAGAACUUAUCCAGGACGCCGUGAGCGUAAAGAACGGCCAGGCUGACACCGAAGAUGCCGUGGUAUCAACAAGAGAUCACUCCCAAUUACCGUCGGGCAACGUGAUUAUCACUGACUUGAUUAAAUUCAAACAUCAAAUGCCACUGUCGGCCGCGGCUGUAUCCUUUUUUCUAUUUUCCCGUAUUUAAUAGACUCUGUUUUUCUUGUUCCCGUCACCCCACUGUAGCUGCUCUUUAGAUAAUGAUCGCUUUUUAUCUUUUUUGUAUACUUGUAUGCUUUUGCCAUAAUAAACCGUGGACAAGUCCUCCUGUCACAUGCAAUAAAGCACGUCAAAGC
Molecule: messenger RNA, 3525 nt
Organism: Radiomyces spectabilis
Lineage: Eukaryota; Fungi; Mucoromycota; Mucoromycetes; Mucorales; Radiomycetaceae
Product: Metalloenzyme, LuxS/M16 peptidase-like protein
Exons: 12
Coding region: 135-3377 (1080 amino acids)
Biological process (GO): peptide catabolic process
Cellular component (GO): mitochondrion; cytosol
Molecular function (GO): metal ion binding; metalloendopeptidase activity
Source: RefSeq, a predicted model, not a curated record